GAGGUAUCGACUACGAAGAUAUUUUUUAUUUCAGCCUUGAUGCAUGCUGUAGUCUUCGGUAACGUGACAGCCAUCAUUCAGCGGAUGUACUCCAGGAGGUCGCUGUACCACACCAAAUGGAGGGACCUCAAAGACUUUUUCACCCUUCAUCAGAUCCCAAAAGAAUUGAAGCAAAGGAUGCAAGAUUACUUUCAGACAACGUGGUCGCUCAACCACGGGAUCGACAUACAAGAGACUUUAAAAGAGUUCCCCGAAGAGCUCAGAGGUGACGUAUCCAUGCACCUCCAUCGCGAGAUCUUGCAGCUGCCUAUUUUUGAAGCAGCUUCUCAGGGGUGCCUGAAGCUACUCUCGCUCCACAUUAGAACAAACUUUUGCGCCCCUGGCGAGUACCUCAUCCACAGAGGUGACGCACUGAGUUACAUCUACUACAUCUGCAACGGGUCCAUGGAAGUGGUGCAGAAUGAUAUGGUUGUGGCUAUUCUAGGCAAAGGCGACUUGGUAGGCAGCGACAUGAAGAUGCACCUCCAAUCGAGCAGCAUGGGCUGCAAUGGCCCUGGAGGAGGGGGUGACGGCCCCCCUGGGGGUACCGGUGGCCAAAGAGGAGGAGACAUCGUCAUCAAGUCGAGCAGCGACGUUAGGGCGCUCACCUACUGUGAUCUCAAGUGCAUCCACAUGCAGGGGCUCGUGGAAGUGCUCAGGUUGUACCCUGAGUACCAGCAGCAGUUCACUAAUGAUAUACAGCAUGAUCUUACUUUCAACGUUAGGGAAGGUUACGAAGCCGAGGUAAGUACUAUACAACCACAAAAUUGGCAACUCAGAAGCUACACUCAGACAAAUUCCCUAAAGCGAUUUUCAGCAAUCGAUUCAUAAGCGAUCAGCUACGGC
This is a messenger RNA of Acanthoscelides obtectus, 885 nucleotides long. NCBI's taxonomy places the organism in Eukaryota, Metazoa, Arthropoda, Insecta, Coleoptera, Chrysomelidae. The record is from the annotation of a GenBank genome assembly.